AUGAGCGGUGAUAAGAUGGAUGUCGAGGCUGCCGAGCAGAAGUUGAACUCGUUGGAGCACUCUGAGCAGCACUACUUUAAGAGCUACGAUCACCAUGGCAUCCACGAGGAAAUGCUGAAAGAUGAGGUUCGCACACGGUCGUACAUGAACGCCAUCAUGCAGAACAAGCACAUCUUCAAGGACAAGAUUGUUCUCGAUGUUGGCUGCGGUACCGCCAUCUUGUCCAUGUUCGCUGCCAAGGCCGGCGCCAAGCACGUCAUCGGCGUCGACAUGUCGACCAUCAUCUUCAAGGCCCGCGAGAUCGUCGAGACCAACGGCCUCUCCGACAAGAUCACCCUGAUUCAGGGCAAGAUGGAGGAGAUCCAGCUGCCCUUCCCCAAGGUUGAUAUCAUCAUCUCGGAGUGGAUGGGAUACUUCCUUCUCUACGAGAGCAUGCUCGACACUGUCCUAUAUGCCCGCGAUACCUACCUCGAGAAGGACGGUCUCAUCUUCCCCGACAAGGCUACCAUCUUCUUCGCCGGUAUCGAGGACGGUGACUACAAGGACGAGAAGAUUGGCUUCUGGGACAACGUGUACGGCUUCGACUACAGCCCUCUGAAGGACACGGCCCUCUCUGAGCCUCUGGUCGACACUGUCGAGCUCAAGACUGUCGUCACCGACCCCACUCCCGUGCUGACCCUUGACCUCUACACCUGCACCACAGCCGACCUUGCCUUCGUCAAGCCCCUGACUCUGACGGCCAAGCGUGACGACUUCAUCCACGCCCUCGUCUCGUGGUUCGACAUCGACUUCACCGCCUGCCACAAGCCUAUCCGCUUCUCUACUGGACCCCACACCAAGUAUACCCAUUGGAAGCAGACUGUCUUCUACUUCAAGGACGUCCUCACCGUCCAGGAGGGCGAGGAGAUCAAGUGCAACCUCCAGGUUAAGCCCAACGCCAAGAACCGCCGCGACCUCGACAUCGACAUCGCCUACGAGUUCAAGACUGACGACGCCAAUCGCAGCGCUGUCGGCCAGUGCACCUACAGGAUGUGCUAA
Molecule: messenger RNA, 1038 nt
Organism: Geosmithia morbida
Lineage: Eukaryota; Fungi; Ascomycota; Sordariomycetes; Hypocreales; Bionectriaceae
Product: type I protein arginine methyltransferase
Exons: 6
Coding region: 1-1038 (345 amino acids)
Biological process (GO): peptidyl-arginine methylation
Cellular component (GO): nucleus
Molecular function (GO): protein-arginine N-methyltransferase activity
Source: RefSeq, a predicted model, not a curated record